UUUCUCGUCCAAAACACGUGGACGCGUCGAAUCGUUGGUGCCAGUGACAUGGCGAGCAAUAUCUUGAGCUACGAAGGUUGCAAUUUCCUUCGCCAAAGACUGAUACUGGCCAUUCUCAGUGGAAGACCUGUUAAAAUUCGCCAGAUCCGAUCCCGCGAUGACAAUCCUGGACUGCGAGAGUUUGAAGCUAGUUUGAUAAGGUUGUUGGAUAAAGUUACAAAUGGCACCAGAAUUGAAAUUAAUGAAACAGGUACAACAUUGUACUUCCAGCCUGGCCUUCUCUAUGGUGGGCAGGUGGAACAUGACUGCUGUCCAGAGCGAUCAAUUGGCUACUACUUAGAGGUGCUAAUAGCAUUGGCUCCAUUUAUGAAAAAUUCUCUGAAAGCUACUCUAAAGGGAGUCACAAAUGAUCAACAAGAUCCAUCUGUUGAUGCACUAAAAGCAACUUCAAUUCCUUUAAUGAAAAUGUUUGGAAUUGAUGGCGAGGGCCUAGACUUAAAGAUUAUAAAAAGAGGAAUGCCUCCUGGAGGUGGAGGGGAAGUAAUUUUCACCAGUCCAGUAAGGAGGAGCCUGAAACCAGUGCAGUUUACAGAUCCCGGCAAAAUCAAACGCAUAAGAGGUGUAGCAUAUUCUGUCCGUGUAUCCCCUCAAAUAGCCAACAGAAUGGUGGAUUCUGCUAGAAGCAUUUUGAACAAAUUCAUUCCAGAUAUAUAUAUUUAUACAGACCACAUGAAAGGUGCAAACUCUGGAAAGUCUCCAGGAUUUGGUCUGACUUUAGUAGCAGAGAUGACAAAUGGAUCAUUUCUGAGUUCAGAGAUGGCAUCCAACCCUCAGGGUCAAGGAUCUCCCAUUCUUCCGGAAGAUUUGGGGAAGAAUUGUGCAAAGAUUUUACUUGAGGAAAUUUAUAGGGGUGGCUGUGUGGAUUCCAUCAAUCAGAGCCUGGCAUUACUGUAUAUGACCCUUGGUCAACAGGAUGUUUCCAAAGUCCUUUUAGGUCCCCUUUCACCAUAUUCGAUUGAAUUCUUAAGACAUCUGAGGAAUUUUUUUCAAGUCAUGUUCAAAAUAGAAACACAGCAACCAGAAGAAGAGAGGAAGGGUGGUGAAAAAGUAUUAAUGACCUGUGUAGGAACUGGAUUUACAAACCUCAGCAAAACCAUAAAAUAGCGCCAAUGUGUGCAUCUGGGAUGGAGAAGUAUGCACAAAUUCCUCAAACUGUACAGUAAAAUUACAUGCCACACUCUUCUUUUUAUAUAUUUAUACUUGUACCGGACUAUUUUUUAAUAUGGGGUCGUCGUUCCUAGCAAAGGAAUAAAUUAUGAGAUGUAA
Messenger RNA from Erpetoichthys calabaricus (reedfish), 1326 nucleotides. It is a transcript of the gene rcl1, whose product is annotated as RNA terminal phosphate cyclase-like 1. The coding region runs from base 49 to 1164 and encodes 371 amino acids. Gene Ontology annotation, cellular component: nucleolus. Gene Ontology annotation, molecular function: RNA endonuclease activity. Lineage: Eukaryota; Metazoa; Chordata; Cladistia; Polypteriformes; Polypteridae. Gene Ontology annotation, biological process: endonucleolytic cleavage of tricistronic rRNA transcript (SSU-rRNA, 5.8S rRNA, LSU-rRNA); ribosome biogenesis. The record is from RefSeq and is a predicted model, not a curated record. The transcript has 9 exons.